AUGCGUGAACUAGAGAAAUAUCGUAAAGAUGCCCAGUACAAAAAAUAUGUUCAGCAAGUGGAAAGGAUCUUACUAUCCUUUGAUAAAGAAGUUAAUGAAUGGGCCGAUUUCAUAUCGUUCUUGGGAAAGCUUUUAAAGGCUUUUCAAGCUUACCCUCAGUUUCCUGUUAUCCCUCGAAAGCUUUUGGUCACAAAACGCCUUGCUCAGUCCUUACACCCUGGUCUACCUCCGGGUGUGCAUCAAAAAGCCUUAGAAGUUUAUGCUUACAUUUUUAAAACUAUAGGGAGCGAUCUAUUAGCUGAAGAUUUACCAAUUUACUCCCAAGGCUUGUUUCCUUUUUUUCAAUACGCUGCUAUGUCUGUUAAGCCCCAAUUACUAGAUCUAUAUGAAAAUUACAUGUUUCCCCUAAAGGAACGACUACGUCCUGUCAUGAAAGCCUUUAUCAUUGCUUUAUUACCCGGGCUUGAAGAGGAAGGGAGUGAAUUCUUUGACAAAGUUUUGUCUCUCUUAGAUUACUUGUCUGGGAUCGUUGAAAAGUCUUACUUUCUGCAGAGCAUGUGGCUUGUGUUAAUUACUUGUCCUGCUUUACGAACACCUGCUCUAAGCUAUUUGUCUCGACGUAUGCCGAAGAUUGCUUCAAAAGAAGAUGUUGCUUUUGUUCUAGGUGACGAUGUUGGAAUCAUGGUUCGCGCAUUUUCUUCCACCUUAGGUGACAGGCAGGUUUUAGUUCAACGUGCUAUUCUUGAAAUACUUGUGGUCAAUUUUCCGUUAAAGGUCAAUAAUUUCGGAGAUAUUAUGCAACAAGAUGAUCUUAUACUACUAAUGAAAUCUGCAACGUCUGUGGUUCUGCGAAAGGAUAUGUCGUUAAACAGAAGACUUUAUGCAUGGCUAUUAGGACCUGAUGACCAUAUAGAACAACAAAUUGACCAUUUUCAAGUGUAUGCUAAAUCUGCUGUAGUUUCCGCAUUAAAGAGCUCUUUUUUUAUGGAUGCUGAUGAUUUGGCUAAUGCCCAGCGACCGUAUAAGAUCUUGAUCUCAUUAAUGGAUAAAUGGGAAAUCGGGCAGCCGAUCGUUCAAGAAUUGUUUAUUGAUGUCUUAUGGUCGCUAAAAAAACAUGUUGAUAAAUCAGAAUUCGGAAUGGAUUUAUUACAAACUGCAAAUAUGUUUAUGGAAAUGAUUGAACCAUAUUUAAUUUGGAUGAAAUUAUAUGGCCUCCUUGAUAAAUUUUCUUCUAAGGACGGGCUAGACACUUCCGCUUUAGAUUUAGUAAAUUUUAUUCUGAAUUCGUUUAAAUUACAUGAAGAAGAAAUUGAACAAAUUCAUUUACCGUUGUUUUUGACUGCUCUGCUCUGUAAACUUCAAAAUGUCGCGCAGGAUUCAAAUUUUAUCUCUUAUAUUUUACAAGUCGAAUCUGCCUUACAAUUAGCAUUAGAUAUUUUCCAGAAAAUUCCGAAUAGUGUUUUUCAUAAGUUAACAAAAGAUUCGACAGAUAAACCGAGCACUACUAAUAGACCAUUAUCACAAGUACAAAACUAUACGUUUAAAGCUGAUUCUUCAAAUGAAGAUGUUUCAACUGCGCCACCAUCACAAGUGGACUUAGAUUUCUUUCCCGGAAUGGACCCUAUAAAAUACAUUAAUAAUUAUUAUUUAUAUGGAAGUGAUAAUAUUGAAAACAAAAAAUUUAGUGGAAUACGAGGGCGGUUUUUGGCUGAAGAAUUAUUAAAGAUUAUACGAGAGUUUUUGAAUUGUAUAAUUACCAAACAUAUACUUAUCAAAAAUGAUAAUAAUAAAGGUGAAACUCAACGUUCGUUCGCUAUAAUAAUAGAUCGUGCAUGCAAGCUUUUAAGGGACAUUUCAACGCAACUUUAUCAUAUCGUGCGUGAUACUCGUGAAAAUGAAACUGAGAUAUUGAAAUUAUUUACUGGUGAAUGGGUCGAUUCAUUAUUAAAAUGCUGUUACAUGAUCGGGAAUUUUGAAAUAAUUGAUUCGGCACUCUCGACUCUUCUCUAUCUUGUAAUUGAUAAGCGAUUUAUCUCGUCUCGCUUGCUUGACUCCAAACAACAGAUUCGGGACAUUGUUGACACAUUGUGGCGAUUUUUGGGUCCUAAUUAUAAUGUCCUACAUUUACGAUCAUCUCAACUCAUUUGGAAGCUCAAAGAUGUAUCUCAUGCAAAUUAUGUAGAAGCUGUAAUAUCAGAAUAUUUAAUACAAAAAGAUUCAUCGAUUAGACUAGCAAACUUUGAAAGGUUUGGAAUUUUUUGGAUGCUUUCUGCGGGAUUUCAUGAUACCGAUACCGCUUUCUCUCAACAAAUGUUUUUGGUAUUGGAUUCUCUACGCGAUGAAAAUCCUUCAAGUCGUAGAGCAGGUGAAACUUGGAUGAGAUGGAAUCGUAAUAAUAAAUCUUAUAUAAGAAUUUUACACCCAAUAGUCAAAAUUUUAUGUGACUCUACAAUUCUUCGCAAAAAAACUCAAUCGCAAAUAGAUGAUGGUACAUUUGAAGUUAUUUAUUAUGAAAAACCAUUUAACCAGGCUCAAGUUGAUUAUGUCUUUGAGACGUUGUCUACAAUGUGUCGAGUCGGAGGGAACGCAUUUCUAAAUGCAAUACAUGUCUCAUCCGUUAAGACUGAAUUAAUUAAUUCUUGUACCUGGCUUAAAGGCAACGAGAAUUCAUCAAAUUCUAUGACAUAUAGUGAACUAUUUAUUAGGAUUUCUUUGAUAUAUAUAGAAUCCGAGGUACUAGACACUUCUUCAUCUAUGAAUAUGUUUAAUCAACAUAUCCAUUUACAUGCAGCAGAAUUCCUUCACCAGUUAGUUGAAAAUCCCAAUUUAGUUAAUAAUGAAAUGGUUUAUUUAGUCUAUGAAACUAUCUUGCGUAAAAUGUACUAUUGUAUUUCUUCAAAACAGUUGGAUUUACAGGCAAAGCUUUUACCAUUACUGCGUUCAACUAUCAUAAAUUUAGGUAAAUUGAAUGAACAUUUUGUAAAUGGCUCUCUUACUUCAAAUUCACCUUCGACAAAGAAGUUGAUAACGGAACAGUAUUCAAGUUCUCCGACUGGUCAUAAUGAAAGAUCUGUUUCGAAAGAAGAAGUUAACGAUUCAAAACAUUCUCGUACAAGCGGAUUAACAGUUCUUUUUACUAAAGUUUUGACUAUGUCAUUAUCAAAACAUUCAAAUCGACCACUUUUACAGGAAUGGAUGGAUCUUAUUGAAAUAUCUAUACCUUAUCUUAGACAAUCAUUCAAUAAUGUAUUGAUACCAUUGAUCCAAUGUAUCUGUGAACAAUUGAGUAAUUGGAAAACAGAAACACAAUAUCAUUAUACUUUGAUGAUAAAAAACAGUGAAUCUGUCUCUCCCAAUUCAUCACAAAUUAUUCAUGAUUAUGCAAUGUCCGAUUGGGAUAUUAUCACUUUGUUUAAUGGCUUUGAAGAAAUUGUGAAAGAUUGUUUGAAUAAGCAUACAACUGAUGAUGGCGAUAUUACUUCACACGGAAGUAGGUCUUAUGAUACAACACUUGGUCUUCCUACAAUAACUGGCUAUGUAACUGGUGUAUUCUCAGCUGACUAUGGGACAAAUGAGACACCGAUAUCAGAACAGCAAAAGCCCAGAGAUUAUAUACUAUACACCGUUUUUCCAAACAUUGUAACUAUCAUUUUGGACAUAUGGACGGUUUUCAAAAUUUCAUCUUCUUCGAACAGACCAAAGAAGGCUGGAAUAUGUCCAAUUGGUAUAUCACUUGCUCAUACAGAGACGCGAGUAAAGAAUAGAAUCAAGAAUUUGCUAGAAGAACUUUACAGAAAGUCGCAUGCGGAACUCGUUGAAGCUUUUGUCGAACUUUGGUAUAUCGAGAAUCCUGACAUUACUGCUGCAAUAACAUCGAAAGGUGUUGAUAGCACUGUUAUUGAAGUGCUUAAAAUCAUUCCUGGCUCUUCUGUCCCAAAAGUAAUAAACACUCUUUUGAUCAACGCUCGUGGUCGAUCGCUUGGAGUACAAAUGCCCAAAGUCAAAAAGCCUGGCUAUAAAACCAACAAAUUGCAAGCUUAUUGUGAUUCUUUAGGGGAACUUGAGCCAUUAACUAAAGUUUGGCCUCAAUGCAUAUCAUACGUGAAAGAUCAUUUUGCUCAGGCAACAACUUACAAAUAUUUAUUUCCUAAUAUUUUGAGAUUCAUGCAUGGAUUGGCUGAUAAACUAUGCUCAACCGCGUAUUUUAAAGAUAAGAAAGUGAAGAAAGAUAUGCAGGACGUUUAUCAACGAGUUUUAGAUUAUUGUAUUUUGAUAUCUGGACGCCAAUUUGAUCAAGGAUGGCUUCGGCGUUCUACGCCUCUACCAGAAGGCGAGGAUGAUAAUACUGAAGAAGCUGACGAAAGUGAAACAGAAAGGAAUCGUAUUACUACUCCUGUACAAGAAGAAAAAAAAACUGCAUACAAAUCAAAAGAAGAAAUUUUGAUCGACCAAACAAAUCAAUAUCUUGCUACUAUUGUGAUACCAACUAUUAAGCGAUUGUUAGCUGAGAGUGAAGAUAAGAUUAUUGCCAUAUUAACUAACCUUAUGUACUAUGUAAUAGCCCCUUCUCUGAAAAAUCGCUCAAAUGUUGGUAUCAGUCCAAUAACGCUCGAUCUUCUAUGCGAGACUUCAAAGAUAGACUUCGCAUACCGAGUUUGGCGUAAAGAAGCGUGGGAUGUUUUUAUAGACAACCGAUUUUUUCAUAUGACUCCCACUGCUGCUAAAAAAUGGCGUAUUAUAAUGCAAACAAUAAUGACAUCAGAAAAGGAAAGAUUAGUUGAAGUUUUGACUCGAAUAACGACUACACCUGCAAACGCAUUGUUUGUUAAUAAAGAGCUAGAGUCAUUAAAUCGGGCAUUAAAUCUCAGGAGACUUUCUUUCAUAAUAUAUUGUGGUAAAAUGGAUCAAUACUUGUCACAAAUUCCUAAUAUUCAUGAAAAAUUAGUCGAAUUAUUUAAAUUGGGAUUUGGUGAAUUGGUUCAUGCCGAAAUUUACUUAUGUCUUCGAAUAUUGAUGUGCAGAGUUUCGAAUCAACCUAUAUCAAGUUUUUGGCCAGUUAUCCUUACCGAGCUGCUUCGCCUUUGUGGGUCUUAUCUUCAAAAAGAUACCACGGCAAAAGACAAUUCAAAGGGAGCUGCAGAACAACCUGAAGUUGCCAACUCUUUAUUGGCUGCAUGCAAAUUUUUAGACUUGCUAUUUGUGAUGCAAACCAACAGUUUUCAACCAUAUGAAUGGAUUUUCAUCUCGAAUACCAUCAAUGUGAUAAAGCGUACCCUCGAGUACUCGCCUUAUGCACUUCUGGAUAAACUAUCAGAUCAUUUAUCCGGUCAUGAAGAUCCAUCAAAAUUAAGCCUCGACAAUUUAUCAAAUAAUAAGUUUAUAUGGGGGACUCACUCAAUUUCGUCCGGAGGAUAUAAACGUCCAAUGCUGACAUUACAUAACAUAACUAGCAUUAGACAAUUAGAGUUGUUUUUAAGAAACAUUAGUUUGUAUGUUUAUCAUUCAACAUACACACUUGCAAAACCAGAUAUCCAAUUUAUUGAAAGUUUAUUAGAAAAUGAUUUGUUGGAAUAUAGUGGUGGAUUUGAAAUUGGGAAUUUAGAGGUUGAGAGGCACACUACGUUACGUAUUUUAAAAUGCUUUGUUGUCUUAAUAGAAACAACUGAUUAA
Scutellospora calospora is the source of this 5670-nucleotide messenger RNA. The record is from the annotation of a GenBank genome assembly. Lineage: Eukaryota; Fungi; Glomeromycota; Glomeromycetes; Diversisporales; Gigasporaceae.